AUGCCACCGACGCGGACGCGAUCGGCUUCGCCGCAGCGCGUGCGUGCACGCCGCGUGGGAGACGCGGGUAGCCGCGCUCCCGCUAAAGCACCACAGGCAGCUUCGUCUGAUAUGCGCCAUCUCUUUGCUCUCGAGGCUCAGCGCAUGCAAGCGACGCGUCUUCGAGAGCGGGCGGCGCAGGAGCAGCGGCGCGAGCGCACGCGUACUUUGGAUGAGCAACUGGAUGAGGAGCGCCGGAUUGCGAAGGAAAAUCGACCACCAGGUCAUGAGUGGCGUGGAUACCAAGACUAUGAAGUCGAGCUAUUGCGAGCACAGUGUGAGGAGCAAGUAGCGUCGCUGCAGGCUGAUGUGCUAGCUCGUGACGAGGAAAUCAAGAGGCUACGAGACUUGCUGGAGCAACAUACAAAACAAGCAUCAGAGCAAGCGUCGGCGCAGCAUACUUGGGCAGCACGCGUCUCUGAUCUCGAGGCACAGCUUCGGACGCACGAUGCACGGACGCAACAGCUGCGUACCGAGGCCUCGGAUGCCCUCGCGCAUACCCGUGAUCUUGAGGCGCGCCUAGCUGAGGCUGAUGCAUUAAGGCGUCACUUGCACAACCAAGUCCAGGAACUGCGUGGUAAUGUGCGUGUCUAUGCUCGAGUAAGACCCGCGGCGCGUGCUGAUCCCGUGGCCGAAUGGCGGUAUCCUGACGCGGCGCUUCUUGCGACGCAGCUCGAGGUGCAUGUGCCAUCGGAGAGCGCGAUGGGCCAUGCAUCCGUCAAGACGCACGCCUUUGCGUUCGACCACGUAUUUCCACCUGCGGCGACGCAGUCGGAUGUGUUUGCUGAAGUCUCAGAUUUGCUGCAAAGCGUGCUGGAUGGCUACCAUACGACCAUCUUUGCCUACGGGCAGACGGGGUCAGGCAAGACACACACGCUCGAAGGCGGUGCAGGCAUCGACUGGCAGCAUGCUGCCCACGCCUUGGACAACGAUGCCGGUCUGAUUCCACGUGCUAUGCACAUGCUGUGGCGCACCGCCGAAAAGCAGCGCACACAUGGCUGGUCAUACACCUUUGAGGCCCAAAUGGUCGAAGUGUACCUUGACCAGGUAUCUGACCUGCUCAGCGAUGCAUCGCGCCGUUGUGAGAUCAAGCACACACCGACACACACGCAUGUUGAGCAUGCGGCCGUGGAGCCCCUAGCAAAGCCAGAGGACGUGUAUGCGCUUCUGGCGCGCGCGCAAAAGCGGCGCCAGGUGGCAGCAACGCGAAUGAAUGAGCGUUCAAGCCGCAGCCACUCGAUUUUCGCGCUGCGUGUGCAUGGCGAAUGCACACGGCCGGAUGCCACGGCCACUACGCAUGCUACACUCAAUCUCGUGGACCUAGCCGGCUCUGAGCGCCUCGCGGCAAGUGGCUCAGCCAACGAUGCACAGCGCCUGAAAGAGGCGCAAAGCAUCAACAAGUCGCUCAGCAGCCUCGCGGAUGUCAUUUCCGCCCUGGCAGCUCAGGCCAAGCAUGUCCCCUACCGAAAUUCGACACUGACAUGGCUCCUGAAGCCGUCGCUCAGCCGCGGCGCAAAAACGCUCAUGCUGCUUGCACUCUCACCUCUCCAAGCGCACCUGAGCGAAACUUUGUGUUCCCUGCGCUUUGCUGCACAAGUACAUGGCACACACCUCGGACCACAUCGACAUCCCCCCCGGCCUUCUUAG
Molecule: messenger RNA, 1686 nt
Organism: Malassezia restricta
Lineage: Eukaryota; Fungi; Basidiomycota; Malasseziomycetes; Malasseziales; Malasseziaceae
Product: kinesin family member C1
Exons: 2
Coding region: 1-1686 (561 amino acids)
Biological process (GO): microtubule-based movement
Molecular function (GO): ATP binding; microtubule binding; microtubule motor activity
Source: RefSeq, a predicted model, not a curated record